Messenger RNA from Salvia miltiorrhiza (redroot sage), 1577 nucleotides. Its product is annotated as transcription factor MYB44-like. Bases 803 to 1507 code for a protein of 234 amino acids. The transcript has a single exon. Gene Ontology annotation, biological process: regulation of DNA-templated transcription. Lineage: Eukaryota; Viridiplantae; Streptophyta; Magnoliopsida; Lamiales; Lamiaceae. Gene Ontology annotation, cellular component: nucleus. The record is from RefSeq and is a predicted model, not a curated record. Gene Ontology annotation, molecular function: DNA-binding transcription factor activity, RNA polymerase II-specific; RNA polymerase II cis-regulatory region sequence-specific DNA binding.
UGAGCCCGUUAGGAUCUUGCCAGGUGUCAUGGCAAACUUGUAAUUAACAUAUAGUUAUCUAAUAAAAGAAAUUGAAAAUAUAAUUCUAACCCUAGUUAAUCAAUGGGACCCAUUGUACUUUCUCUGAACCUGCACAAGUUUUCAUGAAAAAGUGAAGCAAAACCAUGAAUUAAUGCCGGAUUUUCAUUCCGGCGCCGGAAAUACGCCGGUGAACGUGGAAUCAGCUUGGACUAAUCAUGCUCUGUCCAUAGAGCUUUGGAUUUUCUGAAAUGGUGCCAAAAAAAAAGUCCCCGACAUUGGUCCAAAAUCUUGUGAAGCCAUUGAUGAACGCAUCGUCGCCGGAAACACGGUGAAGGUAGAUAUGGACUCAGCUGAUGAAGGGCUAUCUGAAUCUGGGGCUAGAAUUUGAAAUGGCCGGAAAAAAAAAUCCCCGGCGUUUGUCUCGAAAUAAACGCCAGCAAGAGAGAUGAUAAAGCAUUCUUAUGGAGAACUGCAAUGUCAGAAUAUGUACGAUAAAAAAAAUAAGAAGAAAAUUUAUUUGUGAAGAAGAAGUUACAAGAAAAAGAAAGAAAAAAGAAGAAGAAGAAGAGGACGCGGCGUUACAAUAGAAGGAGAAGCAGCGCGUUAAACAUAUAAAUAAGAAUUAGGGCAACACUUUCUUUAAUCACAUUAUUUAUAUAAUUUAUUUUAAGGCUGCAGCCUGCACGUGAAAAUUUAUUCCAACGGUGGCCCAUGAAGUAAAAUUUUUAAUUACAAUGUAUACACUUUUUUUCUUUAAUUAGGGCCCACGGUUUUAGGGCCCAUGGCGGCUGGGAAGAACGACUCCGCCGAUAGGAUCAAGGGGCCCUGGAGUCCGGCCGAGGACAACCACCUGCGGGAACUGGUGCAGCAGCACGGCGCCAGGAAUUGGUCGCUCAUAAGCAAGUCCAUUCAGGGGAGAUCGGGGAAGUCGUGCCGCCUGAGGUGGUGCAACCAGCUCUCGCCGGAGGUCGAGCACCGCCCGUUCACGCCGGAGAAGGACGAGAUUAUUCUUAAGGUGCACGAGGAGAUCGGGAACAAGUGGGCGACGAUCGCCAGGCUGCUCAACGGACGUACGGACAACGCGAUUAAGAACCAUUGGAACUCCACGCUGAAGCAGAGGUUCUUCGCGGACUCGUCCGGCGGCGGGGAGGAGCGCCUCUCGCAGGUUUUGAGGCGAGCCGACAGCGGCGACGUCUCGACGGCGAUGAUGAACGGCCCGAAGUUGAGUCCGCUUGAGAGAUCGAGCCGUUCCGACUCCGACAUCAGCGACUCCGGCUACAAUGCGGAGCUCUCAUUUCCGAUCGCGACGAACGCGGUGGUGGUGCCGCGGGAGAAAUCGCCGCCCGCGGCGGCGGGUGUUGAAGACUGCGACGGUGAGUUCACCGCUUUGACUCUUUGUUUGCCAGGGAUCGGAAGCGUUUCGCCUGCAAAUGGCAUAGGGAAGACGGAGACGAAGGAGAUUGGGGGGGAGGGAUUAGUUUUGUAGUUGGGUUUGAGUUAAUCUCAAUUUAGUAAUUAGGUUUUUUAUUUUUUUUGUCAAUUAUAUUUAAAUUUUA